AUGACGCCCGAGCGCGUAGUGACGUGGGGCGUCGUCGCCAUGUCCGUCGCCGUGCUCAGGAUCGUGACCGAGGCGUUCAUGGCGGUGAUGUCCGGCUGCGGCGACGUCGAAGGUUCCAGCGUUCACGCGACGCUCGUCGUCUCGCCGCCGAUCACCAGCGUGAGCACCGCCGCGCCGCUCAGACCGCCCGCGGACAGUCCGCCCGCGCGACUCGCAGCGGGUAUGAGGACGCGAGCCGUGAGGCGUAAGUGGCGCGUGUGCGUGUUCCAGGAGAGGCGGAAGGCGCUGAUGAUGGCGAUGAUGAUGACGAUGAUGACGGCUGCGUCCGUCGCGACGCCGACGCCGGAUGACGCAGACGCGAAGGCCACGCCGGUAAAGGCGUCCACUGCGACAGACGAGACUGUAUUCGUCGCGACGCCGCCGGACGCAGACACGGCGCCGAGCGAGGCGUCGUCGCCGGAGCCCGAGCCGCAGCCCGAGUCGUCCGUCGCGCCUUCGGCCGCGGCGGCUUCGGCCGCGGCGGCGAUGACGGCGCCGAGCGAGGCGUCGUCACCGCCGCCGGAGCCGCAGCCCGAGUCGUCCGCGCCGCCCGGGGCAGCGACGCUCGUGCCCGCCUCUAAUCUCAACCGCUGCCUUCGCGGCGGCGCCUCGAGUACGGGGGCGAAGACUAUCACCUCGUCGCCGAACGCGGAUGAAACGUCCACGGGCCCGGCGUUCUUUCCGCGGUCGUUCAUGAAGAAGUUCCGGAACAAUAUCUUGGGUUUUGAGCUACGCUCCGUGGGCGAGCCAAUCCAGGCUGCGAUCGGUCGCUUCCUCACGGCGAGCGCGAUGAAAAUACUGAACACCCGCGGCGAUGGGAAUUGCAUGUUUCGCGCGCUGCUCGAGUGCAUGACGGGGAACAGCGACAAGCACGUUGAGUUUCGGCUUCAAGUCGUGAAUCUAAUGCGCAGUGAUCCGAAUUCGUACCGAGCCGAAGCCGAAGCCGAUCAGGUAGAUGAUGCUCCGCAUGACAGACCUUUCGAUUUCGAUUCUUACUGCGACAAUAUGAAACGAGUUGGCAUCUUCGGCGGGACUCCCGAGCUCCACGCCGCCUCCGUCUUGCUCAAGGUCGACAUCAUGGUCAUCGACGUGCGCUACGGGAGGCUCGUUUUGGAUACUGGUGGUGACCAGCCGCAGGAGCGAGGGACCAUCGCCGUCGCCUUCGACUCGGACGGGAAGCACUAUAACGCCAUCGUCCAUCUGGAACUCUCCCGCAGAGGUUUCCCCGACGACACCGAGGCGUCGGCUGCGACGUUUUCGGUAAAUACGACGAAAGCGUCGUUCGCGGACGCGACACCGACGUCGGGCGUUUCAACCGCCGCUUCCGUGGUGAAGACGCGAGCUCGUGCGCAGAUCUCGACGUCCUUCUCCGAGGAGGAUGAGGUCACAUCGCCCGGUGCGGACCCAAGAGACACCGAGUUCACGCCGCCGCGGAGCAGCAGCGAUGCGCCCAACACGCGUGCGAGGGCACGCGCCACUGGGAGAUCGCGCGACGCGCCCACGGCAACCUCGCGCGACGCGCGCGCGGCGGCGCGAUCCAAACGGAACGCGAAGCACGCCGAUGACGACGUGGAUCCCGAGUCCGAGUCCACGGCGGCGGCGUCGAAGCACUUCCCGCGCGCGACGAGGCCAAAUCUCUCUGCUCACGGCUCCAAGGCGGCGAAGCGCAUCAAGACGUCCCCGUCGACGUCCGCGGCGAGGAAGCAGGCCGCGGCGCCGAUGCCGUCGCGUAGCCGAGCUCAGCAGGCGACGGCUGCCAAGCCGUCCCGGUACAACCUCCGCCCGCCGAAGAGAACUCCGACGUCGACGUCGGCGACGCCCGCGGCGACGCCCGCGGCGACGCCCGCGGCGACGCCCGCGGCGACGCCGCUGCAGUCCGUCUCCUCGCGCACGCGAUCGAGGGGUCGCGACCGAGGCGGAGGCGAUGGAUUCGAUGCGAACCCGCCGCGACUGCAGUCGUCCGCGCUCGUCGCCACAUCCGCGGCGCCGACGCCGUCGGCGCCGCGGACAAAGCCAAAGUCCAAGGCGAAGCCCGCCGCGAGGACGAAGUCGAAGUCAAAGCCAUACAAAGGAAAGGCAGUGACGCGCGGUGCCCACUCGGUGGUUCAGGACAUGCACAGCGUCGAAACUCGUAACAACGAGGCGGGCAAGGUGGCUCGGCAGCAGCGUAAAUCCCCCGAUGAACGCAGGCGUGACGAUGCUGCCGCCGAGGAAGCUCGCGCGGCGAAUGCCGCGCGAGAUGCCGAGGAGCGGGAGGCGUUCAAGCUGAGAUACGAAACCAUCGACGAACUGCGCGCGGCGUUCGAAGCGGACCCGCUGUCCGAUGACGAGUGCGUCAGAGACAUCAAAGCAGAGCACGACGCGAUGGUCGCCGCCGCGAAGAAACGCGCGGCUGACGAGGCCAAGGAUGAAGCCUCCCGGUCGGUUCCCAAGCCCGCAGAACUGAAGAGACGCAGACUACUCAAGCCCGCGGAGCGCGCCCGCGUCGACAAGAUCGACGCGCCGUGGCGCGGCGUCGCGAAGGCGUACCUCGAGCACGACUGGCCGCUGCCGUUCUGGUUCUCCGCCGGCGCGCUCGCGCAGGGUAACGAGACGCUCGAGCUCAUCGUCGAACAGUACAAAAUCGACACCUUGGACGAGCUCGGGCACUGGUUCGGCGCGAUGUGCAGCGCCGCAUACUUCGAGGCUAACACUGGCCGCUUUGCGCUUACGACGACAAAUCGCGAUUACGCCGAUCUUCAACGCGCCAACCUCCACAACGUGCAGUGGAAGACCGUACCCAGAACUGGCGCCGAGAUGGAGUCCGACUUCAUCGAGAAAUUCGAAGCCACGUGUUCGAACGGAGCAAAGUCUUGGAAGUACGCCAUCACGACCACGCCCGUCGGCGACAAGAAGCUCCAGGAGAAGUUCUACACGAAUCGUCGCGGCAAAAAGGUCAUCCUCCCGCAGAACCUCGAGGACGACCCGCUGUUCCCGCUCGCGCUUACCGCCACGCCGUCGUGGAUGGACGCGAUCGUCGCCGGCGACGGGUCGCUGCGUGAAGGAAUUUUCUCCCUCGCGUUCUGCGACUUCACGCCCCGCGAGCUGGACUGGUUCAUCAACAUCCUCGCCCGCCCGAGAUGGAGAGACGGCACCGGUGCAGUCGUCCACGGCGCGUUCCCGGUGGAGAGGAAGAAGAAAGGGCGGAAAGGCCAGUACACGCUCGACAUGACCGAAAAGUCUCUCGAAGACGCUGGGUACGCGCCGCGCUUCGGCUGCGGGAUCCGCACGCACGGCAUCCGCGUGAAGGAGUUCAUCCACACCGCGGCUCUUCCGGUAACCCGCGCGUACCCGCACAAAGGCGUCUUCUUUCUCGACAACGACCUCUACAGUGCCGCGCUCGCGUGGCGAUCCCGCGGCGAGUCGUUCACCCAGAUCAUCGUCGACGGGGUCAUCCGCGGAUUCAGCCUCGAGGAGUUGCAAGCCGAACUUCUGCGUGCGACGGGGUUGAACUUCACGGCUGCCGACCUCUUCGGGAUCAUCACGAAGCCACUGCUCCCCCCGGGCGAAAGUUCGGGAAGAAAGAAAGUGCUCGGAAAGCAAUAUGGCUUGGGUUUGCCCUUCCCACCGCGGCGGACGUGCGACAAGACCGGGAACGCGGACCGCGUCAAGCACACGAUACACGACGUGAACGCGGCGAACGUGAUCAUCGGCAUCGUUCGCAAGGGACACGAACACGCGGUACUGCACGGCGGCUUGGCUUGCGGCGGUGAAGAUUCCGUCAAGCAUUUCAUCAAGAUGCGCGGCGCCAUGUACGAGGAGUACGGGUACAUCUUCGACGCCAAGCAAGGGCUGUGCAUCUUCCCCGGGGGCACGAUCGACCGGGACACCACCAAGCUGCUCACUCAGGAGGUGUUAGACGCCCAGGAACGGUACCACACAGGCUGCGUCGAGAACGGCAAGUUCACUCCGCCGGAGCUCCUCCCUCACCGCACCGAUGCACAGCUCAAAGUGCAAUUCGCGCCACUGCUCGAGGAGAAGCUCAGGUUGAGCGCGCUGAUCGUGAAGCUCCAGGGUUGGCGCAUGGAGUUGAGACGCACAGCCAGCAGCAACCGGGCAAGAUCCUACUUCAUCUACACCGAUCCCGGCACCGGCACUGUCAAGAAGGAGACCCUGGACCUGAACGGGAUGGCCAUCAAGUGGAUCAUCGCUAACCAACCGGAGAACGCGCAACAGCUCAAGGAUUUGCUCACCAAGUACCAGCCGGAGAUCAAGAAGCAGUUUGAGUGGACAGCGACAGCGACAGCGACGGCGACGGCGACAACGACAGUGCCCGCGGGCGGUGCGGAGGGAGAUGGAGAUGAUGCCGAGGGUGCUCGGGAUGAAGACGAGAUCGCCUUGACGCAGUCAAAGAAGAAACGCAAGACGAAGCGAUGA
Molecule: messenger RNA, 4455 nt
Organism: Micromonas pusilla CCMP1545
Lineage: Eukaryota; Viridiplantae; Chlorophyta; Mamiellophyceae; Mamiellales; Mamiellaceae
Exons: 1
Coding region: 1-4455 (1484 amino acids)
Biological process (GO): protein deubiquitination
Molecular function (GO): cysteine-type deubiquitinase activity
Source: RefSeq, a predicted model, not a curated record